Messenger RNA from Saccoglossus kowalevskii, 591 nucleotides. RefSeq lists its product as uncharacterized. The record is from RefSeq and is a predicted model, not a curated record. NCBI's taxonomy places the organism in Eukaryota, Metazoa, Hemichordata, Enteropneusta, Harrimaniidae.
CCAGAAAUUGUUACAUCGAUAAUAGAUAAUGAGGUCAAAAAAGGUUUUCUAAUUGGACCGUUUGUUUCACCACCUUUUGAGCACUACCGUUGUAGUCCAAUAGGCAUUGUGGACAAAAAAUACUCCAAUAAAAAGCGCCUAAUUGUUGAUCUUUCAUCACCACAUGAUGCUGCAGACACACCAAGCAUUAAUGACUUGAUUAAUAAGGAGGAUUUUUCUCUUUCGUAUGUGACAAUCGACGAUGCCAUUCUCGCAAUUAACAAGGCUGGGAAAGGAGCUAAGUUAUGCAAAACUGACAUUGCAGAUGCUUUCAAACUAAUGCCAAUUCAUGCAUCUUUGUGGCAUCUCUAUGGUAUCCAUUGGAACGAACAGUUUUACUUUUUUGUUCGCUUGGCCUUUGGAUGCCGUUCUAGCCCAAAGAUUUUUGACCAACUUUCAACAGCAGUAUGUUGGAUUGCAGAACACAAUUAUGGAGUCCAGACAAUUUUUCACCUCCUGGAUGAUUUUCUUACUGUAGACUCUCCUUCAUAUGAUGCAGAACGUACUAUGGCUAUUCUAACAUUGCUAUUUCACGACUUGGGAUUCCGCUAG